Molecule: messenger RNA, 2409 nt
Organism: Ctenocephalides felis (cat flea)
Lineage: Eukaryota; Metazoa; Arthropoda; Insecta; Siphonaptera; Pulicidae
Gene: Sb
Product: serine proteinase stubble
Exons: 12
Coding region: 513-2297 (594 amino acids)
Biological process (GO): proteolysis
Molecular function (GO): serine-type endopeptidase activity
Source: RefSeq, a predicted model, not a curated record
AUCGUCGGGACACUAACAACAAAAUGUGUUUUUAUAUAUACGAUCUAUCAGCUGUACCUACUAUGUGCCGCAUGAUUUCUGUCUAAUGAUUCCAAUAAAGAGGAAUUUAACAUAAAAUAAUUAAAAUUAUGUUUUAUAAUAAAUAUGAACGGUUUUAAAUUUUUAUAAACUUACAUUGUGUUGAUUUCUGUGAAGUUGAAAUUGCUUAAUUAUGAUAUAAGUUUGAUUAAAUGCAAGUUUGUAUUAUUGUGGGAGCAAGGUACAUAUUAAACAUUUGGAUAUCACUAGCAAUUUUUAUGGAAAAUUGAAUAAAUUCUUUUCCUGAAUAUGGCGGCUUCUAGAUGGACGAAAAUUAGAAGAAAAGAUGUCGAGACACCUCGAGAAAUAAUAACGUAGACUGAAGUACUAAAAAUUUAAAAUACAAAUUGGGCUAUUUAAGCCGUGCACGCCAGCAUUUGGCUUUUGAACUGUUGAGCUGUGUACACACUUAUUUCAGUGAGCACAAACACACGAUGGUGUCAAUCGCUCUGCUCGUCAUAAUAAUAAUGUGUAUGGAAGCGCAGCCUAUAUAUGCAUCAUCCAGUCACCAUAGGAACACGCCAUCACCUACAGAUAACUCAGAACAGCAUCAACGAUACAAAAUAAGUCCAAAGCCAUGCUCAGUAAACGGGCACGAGGGAACCUGCAUGUUUGUUUAUGAAUGUAUUCGAUCUGAAGGAAAGCAUGUAGGUGUUUGUGUGGAUACAUUUAUGUUUGGUAGUUGUUGUUCACAUAAUCUGACGGAUAAUGCAAUACUGCCUCCUGCCACAUCACUCUUACCAGAAGUAAAUUAUCGACCCUCGGCGGUAAUAAAAACUCCUGGCGAAAGACAUAAGCCGCCGAAUAAAAAACCGCAAUAUGUUCACAAACCACUAACUACAGUUGCUCCGGCAGUCAGCAUAGCAGUACCACCUAACCAGUACAAUGUCGUCCUCGACCAACAGGCCGUCCACAGCGAAAUUGAACAAUCUUGGAGCAAUAACCAUGUACACUGGAAACUUACUACUGAACCCAAUUUCAUAACGAGGCCACGCCCUAGUAUCCACAAACCAAGCGUUAUAAAAGUUAAACCUACGAAGAAAUCAUCAUUUGGAGAUACAAGACGUCCAUCGUCCAGCACCAGUACUCGAAAGCCGCAUUUUACAAGUCUCACGUCAGGUCAUUCUGCAGUCUAUAACACCACCAGCAGGCCUGAGAAAUUGCGACCGCCAUCAGGAGAUAAUCACCUGACUGAUAGGUAUAGUACAAAUUACUCGAUGCCAAACCUAAAUCAUACAAGCACUGUGGAACCGGUUAACACGGUAGUGACUCGGUCAUCAAAACCUACGAUGGAGCCGACAUCUAGCAGCAGUUCAUUAGAAGACCCGCUAUUAGCACCUCACCUAUCCACAAGAAAUGUUACAGAAAUCAAAAAUGAUAUUGUUACUACGACGGCUUCCUCUGUGUCAGCAGUCACGGGGUACAAUAAUAAAGAGUGCGGAGUUCCAGUUCUCUUUCCAAGACCUGAAACCCGAAUCGUCGGAGGAAAGAACGCACCAUUCGGACGUUGGCCUUGGCAGGUGUCAGUUAGACGAACCUCUUUCUUUGGAUUUUCAAGUACGCACAGAUGUGGGGGUGCCGUAUUGAACGAGAACUGGAUUGUUACAGCUGGGCAUUGUGUCGAUGAUCUCCUCACUUCACAAAUCCGUAUUCGUGUCGGUGAGUACGAUUUUUCUAGUAUGCAAGAAGAGUUUCCUUUCCUGGAGCGGGCCGUAUCCCAAAAGCUGGUGCAUCCCCAAUACAACUUCUUCACGUACGAAUACGAUUUGGCGUUGGUGAGACUGGAGCAGCCUCUUACGUUUGCUCCACACAUAAGCCCAAUCUGUCUGCCGGGUUCGGACGAUUUGCUUAUUGGAGAAAAUGCUACAGUUACCGGUUGGGGCCGUCUCAGCGAAGGUGGUACACUGCCCAGUAUUUUGCAAGAGGUGUCAGUUCCUAUCGUUAGCAACGAUAAAUGUAAAUCUAUGUUCCUGAGAGCCGGCAGACAUGAAUACAUACCGGAUAUUUUUUUGUGUGCCGGUCAUGAAGGUGGCGGCCAGGAUUCCUGUCAAGGUGAUUCUGGUGGCCCUCUGCAGGUGCGAGGAAAAGACGGUCACUAUUUCUUGGCCGGAAUUAUUUCGUGGGGCAUAGGAUGUGCUGAAGCGAAUUUGCCUGGUGUUUGUACGAGAAUUUCUAAGUUUGUAUCGUGGAUUGUUGAACAUGUGACUUUACCUACUUGAUGUUUGAUUUUAAAUUAUUGCAGUGCAUUUUAAUCUUAAUCAUUUCAUAAAUGUCUUUGGAUAUAAAUAUGAGAGUGAGUAUAUAUGAAUAGAUUUUGGAUUUAUAUUUGGU